This is a messenger RNA of Mya arenaria, 4366 nucleotides long. RefSeq lists its product as uncharacterized. Lineage: Eukaryota; Metazoa; Mollusca; Bivalvia; Myida; Myidae. Bases 1229 to 3169 code for a protein of 646 amino acids. The record is from RefSeq and is a predicted model, not a curated record. The transcript has 7 exons.
AAUACAUUAGGUGAAUAGACAACUAAACGGAUUACAUUUUUUAACUCAACGCAAGUUUAACGUUUACAUUUUUUGAAGUUAAUUAUCUGUUUGAUCAUAAACUUUGUCUAAAUGGGUGACAGUGAAACAAUAAGCAGUAUUCGCACUCGAGCGCUGUACAAACUGAGCUAUUACGUACAUCUAUUAAUAGAGUUGGGUUUUGCGCUGCAAACACCAUUGAUGACUAAAUACAUGAUUAUACUGUGAUAGUGUUUGGAUUUGCUUCGGAAUAGGUGCUUUUAUUAAUCGACGGAUUCGACCAUAUUAAACCAACGGAUUGUGAUUCUUGUGAUGUUAUGUCAUAUCAAUGAUAUAUUUUAUAAAUGAUUUAACGUUAUACACGUGCAGUCUCUAAGUUAGGAUCCCACGCUUUUGGCUAUUUUGACUUAUUUGUAUUCGUACUAAUAUGGGAAUGAUUAAUUUUUCCAUUUAAUGGUGAAUUUAAUUCAAUUCCUGGUUGCUGGAGUGCAUAUGAAUGUAAAAAUCACCCAGGUAUGUAAGGUGAGAAUAUCGCUAUCAUAUGCUAUGUUAAACUACCAGGAGUAACUAGGAGUUACAUUUCAGUGAUAUUUUCCAAAGGAUCAAUGGAUAUGAACAUGUCCUGGCAAGCGAUGUUAAAUGACACCUUCAUUCUGAUUCAAUAAGAAGCAUUGACAAAAUUUGUUAUGGGCAACCCUGCACACGAGUAGCUGAGCUAUUUGUAUGGAUGAUUCAGACUCGGGAAUACAAGGAAGCACAAUCGAUCUUGUGACUUGGGCUUGGCACUCUAAACAAAAUCAGGAUUUGCCCGACAUGCCAUGGGACAAAUGGUAGCGCUGUAUAUGUUGUUUUAUCGUGUAAAUGAUACUUAAUUUGAAGUGAGUUUAAAUUUUUUUAGGCAGUGAAAUGGCCAUGUGAGGGUGGCAAGUUAUUUUUUAAUCAUAUGAUAAUGUCACAAAGAAAGAUGGCCUUGUAUAUAAAAGAGGAGGAUCAUGAUUUUCGAACGUUUUAUCCGUUUACUGAUUGCCAUUCAUAUUCGAACAAUACAGUUGAUUAAAGUGCCGGGUAGAACGGAAAUUUAAUUUCAGUGAAUGCAGAGGUCCGGAAUUUGCUAUGCGUUAAAGUAUUCAUUUUGCAAUGCUUCUGAAAUUGCCAAGGUAAAUACUUCGUUUAACCUGUCGACAAGUUACAGUCGUGAUAAGUUAUAAAGAUGGGGAAUGUGCCGUCUUCAUCUUAUACGCUUGAAGGUCGUGAGGAUGAUUUGAAGAGUUUAGUAAGCUAUACCAAGCUGAAGGCAGGGUCUAGAUUAAUCCAGAUAUACGGACACGAAAAGGUUGGAAAGUCCAGGGUCCUAAAAGAACUGUUCCGACAGAUACCGACUGACGAUGGAUGCAAGAGAAAGCUUUUGUAUCAAGAUUUUGAACGUGACGUUAAAAGUAAGUAUCGCCAAAAGUUAUGGGUAAAACAUAUGUGUAAGUCAUUUGGAAAAGAUUUUCAAUCCGUUGAAAAAAACAACGAUGAACCUGUCUGCGAGUUCUUUAAAGAUUGGUUCAUAGAUGUUGUGGACGAGAAAGAUGAGAACGUGAUGUUAUUUCUCGAUAACGUGGACUCCUUUAUGAAAUCACCUCUAAAAGACAACUUCCUUGACUUUCUGAACAUUUCUCUCAGCGAUUGUUCUAGAUUGCAAAUCGUGCUAACAACGUCCAUUAAGUUAAAACUCACACAGCUGACUGUAGAAGAUCAUGAGGUACGCCCGCUAGAGGACGACGCCGUCAUGUGUUUGCUCCACGAAGUGACGAAACACCACUAUAAAGACGGCGAACUGGAGAUUCGCGAGAGGCACAACGUCUAUCUACAGUGGGUGGCGAACCUAUGCGAGGGUCGGCCGCAACUCGCCAUUACAGCUGGUGUGCUACUCGUAGAAGACGAAUAUUUUUUGAAGCCGCGGGAACUGCUCGAACUCAUGAUUUCCUGUCGCCGGCAGUGCCUCAGUCCAUUUAACUGUCCACCUGGCGAACGAAUGGAAAACCUGAGUGAAAAUAUAAGGCAGCUGGAUGAAGAGAUACAGACGUGUUUUAAGCGGUUGUCCCGUUCUGGGCCGGACGCAAACAUAGCUGAAGAAUCGACCUAUUCCUUACUCAACAGAGGAAACGAUUCGCUUGCGAGAGUGAAGCUAUUUGUAAUAAAGGAUAUUCUUGACCACAAAUUGCUCGACAGAGAUCCCAAGAACCGGACGUUCGAGCUCCAUGGUGUUGUGAGGGAAAAUGUGCUCGCUCCAACAGACUCAGACUCAGAGGAGGGGGUCCUGAUAGCACGGACAAAUGCCCAGAAGCUCGGAAUGACGUUAACCGAGGCCCAACUGAGAGACCCACGCCUCCUCGAGGCUACAUUGAAAGGAAGCCUUAACGAUACUACACUCAAAGAAACGAAGGUCAGUUUCCCUGCAGACUUGAACAAAAAGGACGAUGGGGUGAUUGGCGGAGAGAGGGACGACUGCUCGACUAUUAAUGCGCGCGAGGUUGAAGAACAUGAGGAAAAGCCGGAACAACGGUACGCGGACAACGGCUUGGGGAAACUCGCACUCGUGGAGACCACAUGCACAAGGGCAACAGAGGAACGCGAGGAAGUGGUUUCCACGACGCCGGAGGAUUCCUUGGUUACAUAUGAGCAUACAAAAUCACAUGAUAUGAAAACUCUUGAAGGUUCAAAAUACGACAGUAGACGAACUAUUUCUGUUGACGACAAAGUUGUUCCUUUUUCGCUUACAUCUUGUUCCAACCAGCCGGAAACUGAGCCGAACGCCGUCUGCGUUGAGCAGCCACCUUCCUACCACACUAUAGAUCCCAUUCGGCCAGGGAAUGCGUCCACCCGUGUAGGCCUUGGCGAACAGCAUGCUGGCGUAUUUGUUGGUCAAGGUCUGUCACCCCCCCCUUACGAGCGCAAUGCACGCGCUCCUCCUCUGAGCCAAGCGUCUCAAGUUCCUACGCCAGAAAAUGUCGCCGUGGUGCGGCCGGAAAUUACCUCUAUUGACUCCCAAAUUGGGCCUUGCGCUCUCUCCCCGGUCAAGGACGUUCCGUCGAAUUCCCUGUCAAAACUUGAUGCUGGGUUUAAGAACGUCAUUGUGACAAUAUGUGAUGUAUUUUUUUGGUAAAUCAUUCAAGCUCUAAAACGCGUUUAGUUUGUAUGUCUAAAAUACUAUUCAUUUGUUUAUAAAUUUAUUAAUCAAACACUGUAUUUAUGUGUUAAUGUCAUUUGAUGAAGCAUUUUUGUAAAUAUAUCAUACAUAUAUAUAUAUAUAUUUGAUCUCCAAUCGGGUUCAGGGCAGUCCAUUAGUUGUUGCUGUAUUUGGUGUUUAUAUUUCUAUCAUAACUUGGCAGUUGGGGUGUGUUAUGAAGAAACGGGAAACUAAACGACUUGAAGCUAAUUUUCAUGUCAAUUUUAGUAUGAGGUUGAACAAUUCCAUUGCAUCCUUUCCCCUUAUACUAUAUAGACUUGAUGAGGGCUCAAUGUAGAACAAACUUUAAAAUGUGGUAAUAAUUUGUAUUGUACAUUUAAUACACAAUUGGCCGAUUUUCGUUGAUCACGCAUUUGGAGCUCCUCGGCCAUUUUUUUAUCGAUCACAACCUCGGAUGUAAGCCGGUACAUCAGUUGAAGUAGUUCGUAUUUUUUUUAAUUAUAUCAUUCAUCAAAUGUAGUGUUUUAGAGUUGCAUUUAUUGAUCUAAGUUUAAAUUGAUUGUCAGUGAAGUGUAUUAUUGUAGACAUAAUUAAGAUUUCUAAGAGUAAAGUCAUAAAGUUUAACUGCUAAAUAAAACUACUAAGCGAUCUACUCGCAGCGUACCGCUUUUGGAGUAUGUAAAUCGUCCAAAUACAUCCGAGGUUGUUUUCUAUAAAAAUGGCCGAGAAGUUCCAAAUAGUUAAUCGCGCUGUUAACUUUAAAAAAGGUUCCUAACAAUCGACCCAUUGUCAUUACAUGUACUUUUAUAAUUUAUUAACAGUGAGUGUUGCUCAAAUGCUGAUUUCAUGACGUGAUGUUUUUUGACAUGUUUUGUUUUUGUGUUCAAACGUUUUGCUACUGAGCUUGUUUCUGUAGUUUUUCACAUAAGUAUGUAUAUUAUUUUUGAUUUCGCAUGCGCUAUAUUUGUAGUGUGAUGAGUUCAUAUUAUUAAAAAUAAAACAAAAAGGACAAACAUUGUCAUCCCUAGUUUAGAGAGUUCUAUUGCAGUAGAACAUUGUUACAUGCACGUUUUGGAUAUGGCAGCUUGUCAUCAUUUUCAUACUUUACAGAUGUGUUUUAUUGCAACCAUGUUCAUAUGACAUUAAAUGUUUAAUUAUAUAAUAAAUGACAGA